This is a messenger RNA of Podarcis raffonei (Aeolian wall lizard), 1181 nucleotides long. RefSeq names its product actin related protein 2/3 complex inhibitor (gene ARPIN). Lineage: Eukaryota; Metazoa; Chordata; Lepidosauria; Squamata; Lacertidae. The coding region runs from base 94 to 864 and encodes 256 amino acids. The transcript is spliced from 6 exons. Gene Ontology annotation, biological process: negative regulation of actin nucleation. The record is from RefSeq and is a predicted model, not a curated record.
CAGCGGGGAGGGGCCUCUGAGCAUGUGCAGAGUGCGCAGUGACGCCUCCCGCCCUGCAGGCUGAGGGGGUGCGGCGUCGAGGGGUCGGGUUUGAUGCGGUCGCCCAGGGACACUUGUGUGGAGGGAAAAGAGCUGAGCACCAAGAAUGAAUCCUUGAGGAACCCCUUACAUAGCUGUCAAACUUCCCUUUUUUUGCGGGAAAUUCCCUUCUUCCAGCGCCGUUUCCCGCUGCUAUCCCAGAUUGUUAGAUAUCCCGUAGACUGUCCCCGGGACAGUGGUGACGGUGUGAUUGUGGAAGGGCAGCUCUUGGACGUGUCCCGCCAUCUCAUCUUGGAUGAUGCUGACAAAAAGGAGCGCUACUUCGUGCUAUACAUCAGGCCAAGGCUUGUUCAUCGCCGCAAAUUUGACCCCAAGGGGAAGGAGGUGGAGCCCAACUUCAGCGAAACUCGAAAGGUCAAUACUGGCUUCCUCAUGGCAUCCUACAAGGUGGAGGCCAAGGGCAAGACCGACAGGCUGACCCCAGAAGAGCUGGAGUGCCUGGUGACCAAGCCAGAGUUGGUGAAGGUGACGCAGCCCUACACACCCAGCCAGGCUGUGGCCUUCUGGCUGCCUGAGAGUGAGAUGGAGAAGAUGGAGCUGGAGGUGGGGAUGGAGAUCCGCCUGAGGACUCUGGGAGAUGGACCCUUUGUCUUCUCCUUAGCCAAGCUGGAUGUGGGGACAGUGACCAAGUGCAAUUUUGCUGGUGACCAGCAGGCCGGGGCCUCCUGGACAGACAACAUCUUGGCUUUCAAGGAUCACGGGGAGCCGUCCGAUGAACCCCGAGGGCAUGGGGAUGGCGCGGAAGAUGCCGAAUGGGAUGACUGAGGCAAGAAGAACUGAGAGGACGCAAAUGACUCCCUGCCGCUCCUGGACUCUUCUCUAUUCUUCUGUUUCCAAAGCUUCUGGGGAAGGAGGGGGAUCCUUGGGGGUGGGGAGGGAGUGGUGUGUGCUCUCUCAGCAGGGCUGGGAUUCCUGCAGCCUUCUUGAAUCUCUUUACAUGAUUCUUCCUGGGUGCCUGAGGGUGGCAGAUCAGAAGAUUUUACUUUUAAACAUUGCCCCAGGCUAGUUGUGGGCUCUUCUACGGCAGGCACUGCCCCAGCCCCUGGAGCAAAAGCCUCAGCCCUUCAGCAGCAUACCAAAAA